CUGGGUUGGUUGGCAGGGAAUGAUAGAAGGUGGUCAAAGUAAAAAAAUGAAGGAAUUGAAAAUGGAAGGCUUGUAGUGUGUGAUUCUGCCACAACAACGCGUACGCGCAGCCUUUUCACCAAAUUGUCAACCAACCCUUUCAAGCACUUCGCGUUUCAUUUCCUUUCAGUUACAAUUUGCAAUUUACAAGACAUCCUGAGAUCAUGUCCUCGUCUUCUUAGCUUCUGUUCUCAGACUUUUUCCUUCUUCCAAUGGCCCAGUCCUUCGGUCAAACUGAGAUUAACUGGGACAAGCUAGAUAAAACUAAGUUCUAUGUCGUAGGAGCUGGACUCUUUACAGGUGUUUCUGUGGCACUAUACCCUGUUUCUGUUGUGAAAACUAGGCUGCAGGUUGCCACAAAGGAUGCUGUUGAGAGAAAUGUGUUUUCUGUUGUGAAAGGACUACUUAAAACAGAUGGCAUCCCUGGUUUGUAUAGAGGGUUUGGUACAGUUAUCACUGGUGCAAUUCCUGCCAGAAUCAUAUUCCUAUCCGCUCUAGAGACCACAAAGGUGGCUGCCUUCAGAAUGCUUGAACCGUUUAAACUAUCUGAAACUACCCAAGCUGCCAUUGCAAAUGGAGUUGCAGGCAUGACAUCAUCGCUUUUAGCUCAAUCUGUGUUUGUACCGAUUGAUGUGGUUAGCCAAAAGUUGAUGGUGCAAGGAUACUCAGGCCAUGCUCAAUAUAGUGGAGGUUUGGAUGUUGCUCGCAAGGUUUUAAGGUCUGAUGGCAUCCGAGGAUUGUAUCGAGGGUUUGGUCUGUCUGUUAUCACUUAUUCUCCUGCUAGUGCAGUAUGGUGGGCAAGUUAUGGUUCAAGCCAACGCUUCGUUUGGAGAUUCCUGGACCAUGGUGCCAAACAUGAUGAAGGCACUCCUAGUGUGCCGAAAAUUAUGUUUGUUCAGGCUACUGGAGGGAUUAUUGCUGGUGCAACUUCAUCCUGUAUUACAACCCCAUUGGAUACUAUCAAGACACGUUUACAGGUAAUGGGACAUGAAAAUAGAAGCUCUAUAAAACAAGUUGUUAAAGAUUUAAUCAAUGAAGAUGGUUGGAAGGGCUUUUAUAGAGGGUUUGGUCCAAGAUUUUUUAGCAUGUCAGCAUGGGGCACUUCAAUGAUAUUGACGUAUGAGUAUCUGAAACGUGUAUGCUCUAAAGAUGAAUAGAUGCAAUUGAUCCGAAAGCUUGUAUUUUACUGAUCGAUUAACCUAGAUUAGGAUGAUGAUGUUGAUAAAGCACACAAUAGCUUAUAACCCUCCACCUUCAGCAUUGGAGUUGCUAUUCGACAUUUAUCAGUCUAUGACUAGAGGGUUAAACUUUUGCAGUAAAGCUACACUAACGGAUUAUUCUGAAAACACUCGCUGGAUUCAAAUAUGGAGAAUUUCUUGCUAGAAAAUAAAUUGCAUCAUUCUUUUUUAUAACUGAGUUGGAUUUGGUGUAUUCUUUUAUAGCAUUGCUGUGGAUAAUGUAUCAUGGAAGGGAAGGAAAUAGAUUGCAAAGAAAUGUAAAGAAUAAAAUUGAAAUUCUAAAUCAUUUUAUUCCAAACAGGAAAAGCUAUUGCACACAUUUUUGUUUA
Messenger RNA from Cajanus cajan (pigeon pea), 1606 nucleotides. RefSeq lists its product as uncharacterized. NCBI's taxonomy places the organism in Eukaryota, Viridiplantae, Streptophyta, Magnoliopsida, Fabales, Fabaceae. The record is from RefSeq and is a predicted model, not a curated record. Gene Ontology annotation, biological process: transmembrane transport.